AAUUAGCUGAAAGCAGGCAUUGUUUUAUAUUCUAACGUAGUCUAUCGCCAACAAGUAACAGGUUCCCGGAUAUUUGUCCCAUCCCUAGAUCUUUCAGAUUUUACCAUGUACAACGUGGAUUGCAUACCCAUCAAGGACAUCAAGCCGGGCCUGAAGAACAUCAAUGUGAUCUUCAUUGUCCUGGAUGUCGGUUCUGCAACGGUAACGAAGGAAAAUCGGGAGGUGCGAAACUUUAAGGUGGGCGAUCACACGGCCAGCAUAAAUGUUUCCAUUUGGGACGAGCCCGGAAAACUAAUCAUUCCGGGGGAUAUAAUUCGGCUGACGAAGGGCUAUGCAUGCCUCUGGCGGCACUGUCUCACCCUCUAUUCCGGCAAGAAUGGUGAGGUCUUCAAAAUCGGCGAAUUCUGUAUGAUUUUCAACGAGAAUAUCAAUAUGAGCGAACCCAAAAGGCCAGAGCCAGCACUCGUGCCACCAGCCGCUCUGCCAGCCGUCCCGCCAGGCGCAGUUGUGGGUCCUUCGGGCGUGCCAGCCAAAGGUGGUCCCGCUGGUAUCUCUCCAGCCGUGGUGCCGGCGGUUCUCCCCGUGGUCCAGCCUCCCAUCCCCGUCACUGCACCCGCAGCCACGCCCACUGUGGUGAAGCAGGGCACCCGCGGCGGCCGAGGAGGAGGACGAGGUGGCUCCCACAAAGGGGAAAGGCGAUAAAGACAUAGGCAGGGAUU
Drosophila persimilis is the source of this 719-nucleotide messenger RNA. RefSeq names its product SOSS complex subunit B homolog. Gene Ontology annotation, biological process: double-strand break repair via homologous recombination; response to ionizing radiation; mitotic cell cycle checkpoint signaling. NCBI's taxonomy places the organism in Eukaryota, Metazoa, Arthropoda, Insecta, Diptera, Drosophilidae. Gene Ontology annotation, cellular component: SOSS complex. The coding region runs from base 106 to 702 and encodes 198 amino acids. The record is from RefSeq and is a predicted model, not a curated record. Gene Ontology annotation, molecular function: DNA binding. The transcript is spliced from 2 exons.